CAACUCCCAGUCUCUCACUGGAGUCUGGUGCAUCUCUGAUCUGGGGUCAGUCUGUCCAGAUGAGCUGCUCCAUCUCCACACAGCACCUGGGUGGGACGUUCACCCUGCAGCAGCGCUCUGGCUCAGUCAGAGACACAAAGAGAUCCUCGACACGCUCGGCCAUCUUCUCCAUUCCUCAGGUGGACUUCAUCCAUGAAGGAGCCUACUACUGCCAGUAUCAAACACAAGUGUCUAGCAGAGACUUCACAUCCCCUCAGAGUAAUACCGUCAGCUUUGCGGUGACAGUGUCUCUGGUGCAGCCCAACAUCUCUGUAGUUGCCCCAGAUGGAGGGCUGUUCUGGGGGCCUCAGGGGCCAGAGGUGACCAGGGGCCACAGCCUCUCCAUCCUCUGCUCUACUGAAGCCCAAUACCCAGGAGGCUCCUUCCACCUCCUCUUGGACGCCUCCAACAGCACCAGGACUCAGAGCGCCCUCAACCACUCAGCCUCCUUCCACAUCCCUGAGAUAGAGCACUCCCACCAGGGCAACUACAGCUGUGUCUACCAGGUCACAGUGUCCAGCCGCACCUUCAACUCAACACAGUCCGAACCACUAACUCUCACUGUAAGAGUUUUCCUGGCCCCAAUCAUUUCCUCUGUAUUAGUCUGUGGAUUAUUCCUACUCAUCACGACCUCUGCUGUCAUCUACCUGGCCAAGAGGAAGGACGAGGCCAAUGAGGAGAGCCUGCCUAUGGCAACGUUUGCUCCUGCCGUAUCUGGCACUGGAAAUAGCUCUGAGCACGGGCCAGAUGCCACACCUGCAGAUGACAACAUCUACAUGAACACAAUGGAGCUUGCUGACAGCGGCCAUUGCGGAGGCGCAGAAGAUGACUUGGAAGAUGACGACUAUGAAAAUAGCGAAAAAUUCAAGAUUUCAACUGGCAUAGACAAUGACCAUGAGGAGGAUGACAUCUAUCAGAACCAUAACUGAGAGCUUGGCGGGAUCUGUGAAUUUUGUUUUACUUAAUUUUGUGCUUCCUGCUUAGGCUGUUUCUGCAAUAUGGAUGUAGUGUACUUAUACUAGAGGUGGGGAACCUUUUUCAGUCAAUUAAGUUUUACAAUACUCAGGGGACCCAGAGAAGGUGUGGUCUGUUUUAAAGGUGUAUGCCUUCCAUUUAGGCUCAAAGUGCGGGAGGAAAUCCUGAUUUGUGUUGAAAGUACGGCCCUUGGAGGACUUUUACGGCCCUAGGAGGAAUUUGAAGUGGCCUCUUGAAUGAAAAAGGUUCCCCACCCCUGAGUUAAAUGAUUAAGUUUUACGUUUGUCCUGUACUUCUAGCCAUGGCUGCACAUGCAGCAUGAGUGCACAUGCAGCAUGAGUGUUUGUACAGUAC
Engraulis encrasicolus (European anchovy) is the source of this 1368-nucleotide messenger RNA. RefSeq lists its product as uncharacterized. Lineage: Eukaryota; Metazoa; Chordata; Actinopteri; Clupeiformes; Engraulidae. The transcript has 4 exons. The coding region runs from base 60 to 968 and encodes 302 amino acids. The record is from RefSeq and is a predicted model, not a curated record.